Ilex paraguariensis (yerba mate) is the source of this 2027-nucleotide messenger RNA. NCBI's taxonomy places the organism in Eukaryota, Viridiplantae, Streptophyta, Magnoliopsida, Aquifoliales, Aquifoliaceae. The record is from the annotation of a GenBank genome assembly.
AAACUGCAAGAAGUAAAGAAGAAGAAGAGGAAGAAGAGAGAGGGGAGAGAGAAGGACAGUUUAUUUUUAAAGGGUAAGAGAAAACACAAUCUCUGUGGGCAUGGCAGAUGAAUUCAGGAGUGGUGUAUGUGGAGGAAGUUGGUUCAACCCGUUGAGAACCACGUUCGGGUCAUCGCCUUGUUCUUCUUCCAUAGGAGAGAUAGGAAGCUUUGGAUGGUCAUCAAGUGACUUGGUAGACAUGAAAGUAAUAAGGUCUUGUAAUGAGUCUGGUCCAGUUUCUGAUGGGUCUGUACUCUUUCAGGAUAUGCAAAAGUCUCAGCAGUCGAGCCCGAUCGGCUGCGAUGGCAACAUCGCCUUGAAUUCGACUAUUGAGAUGAUGAGUAUUGGCCUUUCAUCAUCAAUAGCAGCAGACUGGAACCAGCCUUUACUUGGUGGUGGAAGAAUAGAGAACAAUUAUCAUCCCAUGUCGCAAGAAGACCUAAAUUCAAGCUUGAAUUAUCAUGAAGAAACUGGGGAGGACUGCCCUCAGAUCCAAAAGGCCUUUGAACCGAUGAAUGGGGGUUUUUCUUUAGACCAACAACAGCCCUUAAAUUCCAUCACAAGCCCUGUUGAAAAUUCAGCAACUUGUCGAGGCUUAUCUACAAGCUUUCCAUUGAGUUCAACUUCAUAUGGUUACCCUUCAACUAUGCUGCAAACAAUAUUUGAUACAGAUUCUCAACCACAAGAGUCUUUUUUCGACAACCAGUCAAUGAAUUAUUCAUCUACAACAGAUUUUCUGACAAAUAUGAAUGAUUUUUUGCCUUCUUUGCCUAAAUUCUCUUCCUUGCUAAAGCCUUCUUUGCCAAAGCAGCAACUUUCUAGUCAUUUGCAGUCCUCCAACAUCACAAACUUUUGGAAUAAUGCCUCAGCUUCAGCUUUAAACGAUAUUCGGGCCAACCUUUUAGCUUCAACACAAUCUCAUCUUCUCACAUCAACGUUUAACCUUAGUGCAAAGCUUCAUAAUGAAGACUUCCAAGAACCAGGCUCCGUGUCAACGAAAACUAGCAGUGAGCCUGCUUUCAAAAGACCGCGAAUUGAAACACCGUCGCCAUUACCAACUUUCAAGGUCCGAAAAGAGAAGCUAGGGGACCGAAUAACUGCUCUACAGCAAUUGGUUUCACCUUUCGGAAAGACUGAUACUGCAUCGGUUCUCCAUGAAGCUAUAGAGUACAUCAAGUUCCUCCAUGAUCAAGUUGGUGUUUUAAGUACACCAUACAUUAAAAAUGGAGCUGCAGUUCAACGUCAACAGAUUCCUGAUAAAAUGAAGGACCAAGAGGAGCCAAAGCAAGACUUAAGAAGCCGAGGGCUUUGCCUCGUGCCAAUAUCGAGCACUUUCCCAGUUGCCACCGAGACUACAGCUGAUUUCUGGACACCAACAUUCGGAGGAACAUUCAGGUAGAAAUGAGGGAGCUAAAGUAAAUAUAGCCAUGGAACUCAUUUUCUGCAACUAUUCUUAUACAUGCCUAGCAAAACUGGGCAUGACACCUUUAACUUAUAAAGAAAAUCAAAGAAUGAAAGCCACAUUGGUAUGUUUUUCAAGCAUUGAAGAAAAGAAAGACAAAGGGAAAGAGAGAGAGAUAGAGAGAGAAAAAGGAAGUGACCCUCCAAGGAAGGACAGCCAAAGAUGGGCCAGCUACAGGCAGAAUGAUGUAGGCUAGCAAAUGAUUUGGUUCCAUUAAAGGAUAAUGUAGAGUUUUCAAAUAACUUGUACUAUAUAGUUAGAGGUGGGUUAGGAACAAAGAAAAGGUUCUUAAUUUAGCUGGAAGUGUAUAUUAGUUUAGGAGAAUGUGAUGUUGUUGUUGAGCUAAAUUAAGGGGCUUUUGUUCUUGUUCCUAAUACAUGUAGGGUUGGCACCACCUUUUACUUUGGUUGAAGAGAAAACAAAGAAUGAAAGAGAUUAUCAUUGAAUUUAAGAAAGAAGUGGGAGACUUAGUGUGUGGAGCUCAUUUAUUCGUCUAAACUUUAGACUUGUUUAUUUGUAUAGUGGA